AUGGGCCACAUCAAGCACAUCACGAUUCAGGGCUUCAAGACGUACAAGAACCAGGUCAAGACCGAGUCAUUCUCGCCCAAGAGCAAUGUCAUUGUCGGUCGCAAUGGCGCCGGCAAGACCAACUUCUUCUCGGCAGUACGCUUCGUGCUGGGCGACGAUUAUGAGAACAUGAGCAAGGAGGAGCGCCAGGCGCUGCUGCACGCGCAGGAAGGAUCUGGCGCCCCCGUGCAGUCGGCCUACGUUGAGGUCGUCUUUGAUAACAGCGACGGCCGCUUCCAUAACAGCAAGGACGAGUUCACCCUCCGGCGUACCAUCGGCUUGAAGAAGGACGAGUUCUCCAUGGACCGCAAGAACGCGACUCGCCGCGAGGUUAACGAGAUGCUCGAAGCUGCCGGCUUGUCGCGAUCGAACCCCUUCUACAUUGUGCCCCAAGGCCGCGUGGCUACACUCACAAACAUGAAGGACGAGGAGCGGCUGAACAUGCUCAAGGAGAUCUCGGGUUCCAGCGUGUACGAGAAGCGCCGCGCCGACAGUCUGAAACUGAUGAACGACACGGACAGGUCGUGCGAACGCAUUGACGGCCUCGUCGACGACAUUAACACCCGCCUGCAGGAGCUCGAGGGCGAGAAGUCGGAACUCGAGGCCUACAACAAGAACGACCGCGAGCGCCGUGCCAUUUUGCAUACCCUGAACACACGCAUCGAGGAGCGUCUAGAGGCCGAUCUCAAUCGAAUAGAGGCCCGGAGACACAAUGGCGCUGCGGAUGUUGACAGCCAAAAGGCUGUGUUUGUGCAAAAUGAGCUGGAGAUGGACCAGAUUACUGAUAAGACCACGGAGCUACAAAGUGAAAUCGACUUGUUGACAGCCGAGCGAACCCGCCUAGAGGACGACCGACGGAAAGCUUCGCGGCAAAAAGCUGCCAUCGAGCUUGAGCUUAACGAUCUCACCGACGGCCAAUCGGCUGCAAAGCAGACUCAGAAACAACGCGAUAGGGAGCUGGAGCAGGUGCGGCAAGACAUCACCGCCCGCGAGAAUGAGCUCUCGGAGCUGCUGCCCGAGUAUACUACGAAGAAGGAAGAGGAGGAUAACGUCAAUUCCCAACUCGCCGAAGCCAGGGGACAGCAGAAGCGCCUCUUUGAUAAACAGGGUCGAGGUGCUUCAUACACCAGCAAGAGGCAACGCGACGAUGCACUUCGGACAGAAAUCGACGGCAUUACGAUGCAAUUAGCGACUAGAAAGUCUGUGCAGAUGCAGACUGACGACGACAUAAAGGAGCUUCGAGUAGACAUUGAAACUCUGGAGACGGAAAUCUCCGAUCUAGAGGCCAACCUAUCCAACGAAGGCGACAACACUAUCGGCCAUGGAGAAGCCGUUCAGAAAACCAAGGAUGCUCAACAAGUGCUUCUCGACAAACAGUCAAAUCUCAACCGUGAGCAAUACAGAUUGCAGUCGCAGGUUCAAAACGCAAGCACGCAGUUGCGACAUGCCCAAAGCAGCCUCAAUCACUUGUUGGACCACGCAACUAGCCGCGGUUUAGAGACCUUGCAACGUCUGAAGGAAAGGCACAACUUGACCGGCAUCUAUGGUACGGUGGCAGAUCUGAUCCAGGUUCCCGCACCUUAUAAGAUCGCCACAGAGAUAGCUGCGCAGGCGUCACUGUUCCACGUUGUUUGCGACACCGACGAGACUGCAGCGAAGUGCAUCUCGUUACUCAACAAGGAGAAGGGGGGUCGUCUCACUUUCAUGGCGCUGAACCGCGUCAGCCCACGGAACACACAGAUUCCUCAAACCGCUGAUGCGCAGCCAUUGCUACCAAAACUUCGAUACGAUCCCAGGUUCGAGAAAGCUAUUAAGCACGUAUUUGGCAGAGUUGUCGUUUGUCCAGAGCUCAGCAUCUGUCAGAGCCUUGUAAGAACGCAUGAAGGAGUCCUGGCCCUCACCCCAGACGGCGAUCGAGCACAUAGGAAAGGUGGAUACCAUGGUGGAUACUUCGAUCCCAGCAAGUCCAAGAUCGACGCAUACAAUAAGGCUGCCGAUCUGAGAUCGCAAGUCGAGGAACUGGAAACUCGUGAAAGCGAGAUCAGGGAUGAGCUAGACAGCCUUCGACAACAGGUCACCGCUGCGGCAAGCGAGGUUCGCAAGGCUGAGUACCAAAAGAACCAUGCUGAAGACAGCUACAUCCCAAUGAGGCAGCGAUUACGCGCAAAACAAGCAGAGUUGCAGCAAAAGAAAGACCGACUCGAGCGUUUCCAGCGAAACGCAACGCAGAUUGCGCAAGACAUCAACAAUCUUGCCAGUCAGCAAAGUGACCUUGAGGCGGAGCUUGCAUCCGAUUUCAAGAAGGCGCUGACAAGGGACGAGGAAGAGCAGCUGCAGAGUCUAGGUGGGACCAUCAGAGAAUUGAACAAACAAGUCGCUGAGAUCACAUCGCAACGAUCCGACCUGGAGAGUCGAAAGGCGGAGAUUGAGGUCGAACUUCGCGAGAGCCUGCGACCAAGGCUUGACCAACUGCUGGCUCAACAAAGCGGCUCAGGCAAUGGCGGAAACCAGUCGACACGGUUGAAGGAAGUUCAGCGCCAACUCAAGGCUGUCGAUAGGACGAUUACAGACCUAGACCGGCAAAUACAUGAGCUGGAGAGCUCACGCGACGAAGCCAGCUCGCAGCUCACAGAGCUGGAAGCCUCGAGGGCCGAGAAAGAGCAAGUGAAUCGCAAGAUCGCAAAAGCCAUAGAAAACCACCAAGGCAACUUGGAUAAGAACAUGCAGAAGCGCGCCGAGCUAAAGAAGCAACUGGAUGAGGUUCAGCGAGAUCUUCGUGAUCUCGGUACGCUGCCUGAAGACAUCUACCGCCGGUACGCCAAGUGGUCUGAAGACAAGCUCGCCAGCGAACUCGAGAAGGUCAAUAAGGCCCUCCGGAAGUUCAAGAACGUCAACAAGAAAGCCUUCCAACAAUACGAAGACUUCACCAAGCGCCGCGAACAACUAAUUCAACGCCGCGGCGAACUCAACACCUCACGCGAAUCCAUCGAGAAUCUCAUCGAAGUGCUGGACCAGCGCAAAGACGAGGCCAUCGCGCGCACGUUCAAGCAAGUCUCCAAAUACUUCUCUGAAGUCUUUGUGCAACUCGUGCCCGCGGGCAAAGGACGGCUUAUCAUCCAGCGGCGCUCCGACCGCGAAGCGCGCCGUGGCGAAGACGACGCUGAAGAAGACGCUCGACGAGCCAAAGGCGCCUCGGUGGAAAAUUACACGGGCGUCGGCAUCGCCGUGUCCUUCAACUCAAAGCACGACGAGCAGCAGCGCAUCCAGCAGCUUUCCGGCGGCCAGAAGGCGCUAUGCGCACUCGCCCUUGUUUUCGCGAUCCAGCAGUGCGACCCGGCGCCUUUCUAUCUCUUUGAUGAGAUCGAUGCGAAUCUCGACGCGCAGUACCGCACUGCUGUCGCAGAGAUGCUGCGGAAAUUGUCCGGUAAGGGCGGGGAGAGCGGCGAGGGCGGAGGCCAGUUCAUCUGCACUACAUUCAGGCCCGAGAUGGUGCAGGUGGCGGAUAAGUGCUAUGCUGUCAGUUUUGUGAAUGCGAGUAGUAGGAUUGAUGUGUUUGAUAGGGAGGGGGCGUUGGAUUUUGUGGAAACGAGUCAGAGGCCGGGAGCUUAG
Messenger RNA from Didymosphaeria variabile, 3648 nucleotides. RefSeq names its product Structural maintenance of chromosomes protein 3 (gene SMC3). The record is from RefSeq and is a predicted model, not a curated record. Lineage: Eukaryota; Fungi; Ascomycota; Dothideomycetes; Pleosporales; Didymosphaeriaceae. Gene Ontology annotation, cellular component: chromosome. Gene Ontology annotation, molecular function: ATP hydrolysis activity; protein binding; double-stranded DNA binding. Gene Ontology annotation, biological process: mitotic sister chromatid cohesion. The coding region runs from base 1 to 3648 and encodes 1215 amino acids. The transcript has 3 exons.